UUAGUCGUGUUUCACGGCAAGUCUAACUAGGUCAAUGUUACGGAAGCUGUUAGUUAACGCUAAUUGAAGGCCUGUAUUAGUUCAAUUGGCUCGUGUUAUUGUGGUAUCAAACAGGUGUUAUGUCCAAAUCUGUUGUCCCUUCGAAAAAGAUUCCCCUUCCUGUUAAAAUUGCGUUUCCCCUUAACACCACCUCCACGGUUGCGGUUAGGAUUUAGAUUAUGGUCGCCUAGUGGCAUAGUAGAGAUAGUUGUGGUUGGGGUUAGGUUAAGCAGCUCACGAGACUAUUGGUUGAAGUUAUAGGGAGAACGGGGGGACACUUAUUGACGGGGUAACAAACUUCGACGCAACACCUGUUCCAGAACCAUUCUUUUCCCGCGGAGUGUACGGCGUCGCUGCCCGAACAGUGUGUACUGGGAAUGGCCACGUUUCUUGAAAAGUACCGCUGAAACUACAAGGAAGCUAGGCAGAGAUUACUUUAAGAGCGACUUGACUGCUGUGAUUAGCAACUAGCCUACAGCCCAGGUUUUAGCAGAAGAGAGACUUUAUCACAUUGUAACAGAACCAGAAUACUACCAGUAGCCUAGUUGUCAGUAGGCCUACAGCUUUUUUCUCUUUUUUAUUACCAUGUUGUAGGCUACAGUCAUGUUACAAGAUGAGCUUCCAUCAUCUUACAACAGUUAUUACAUUCAAAACUGGAUUGAUGUAGGCCUAGUGAAUCUCAUAGCAACUAUACUAUUGAUGAUAAGCUUCAUUUUUUCGAGUAAGACUGAAUUCAGAGAAAACUGUAUAUUAUUGGGUUUUAAACUCAUUGUUAAAUGAAACAAGGAAUUUGAUACCAACUCAGGUUCAUAAGUGGGCAUUUUUCAUGAGAAAAAUAAGCAGAAUAAUCAAUUACGAAAACAAUAACCAGUUGAAGCCCUAAAAAGUGUAUGAUUUCUCUCUUUAGUUUAGUUCUUAAGUGUAAAGAUUUCACAUAUGAAUCCUUUUUUUUUCUUUGGUUAAUUUUCCUCUAGUUCAUCGUGGUCAUGCAGCUGUUGAUCCGCCGCUACCGUCCCUCAGACAAGGACACAGUGCUGAGGCUGUUCAGCACCGGCAUUCAGGAGCACAUCGUUCCAUGUUUUCACAAUGCCAUGACCAGCGUGGACUACCUCACCAUCACCCUCGCUCUGUGUGGUGCUGGCUACCUCCUUGGAUCUGUGUUAGGGGCUGUGCUGUUACCAGGAGUCUGGGUGGGCCUUGUCUACUACUGCUGUCAUGAGCUUUAUGCCAGCUACGUCAGAGGGAGACUCCGGACUGACAUGCAGGACAUUCCUGGGAACUACCUGAGCAGACCAGAUGACUGUUUCUGGGUGGCUGAGACUGAGGUCGAUGGGAGGUCCCAGAUCGUGGGUAUUGUGGCUGUAGUGGCUAGACAAAGCGGGAAGGAAAAGUACGGUGAACUGUUCAGAAUGAUAAUCUCGCCGUUGUGCAGACGCACUGGCCUGGGCUCCAGGAUGACUCAGACAGUGGUUGACUUCUGUAAGGAACAAGGUUUCUCCAAAGUGGUGCUGGAAACCAGCUCCACCCAGACCGCUGCUGUGGCACUGUACAAGAAACUGGGGUUCAGCCACGUGCUCUCACACACCAAAACAGAGGCUCCCCUCUGGAUGGUAACACUAACCAAAGUCACGGUUUUAAAAAUGGAAAAACACCUGUAGGCUUUAACAACACUCCUCCUUAUCAGUGGUUUAAGCUUUUACAUGGGUAAUACUUGAAUGCAAUGAACUCGAACAAAAUCUCAUUUAAAACAAGGAGAAAGUUCAUUUUACUUGUACUGUACAUGGUAACUGUACAGAUCAACUUAUCUGAAUGUUUUAAACAUGACACAGUCCUCCUCUUAUAAUCCUAUCGGACCAAUAUACACAAGACUGUUGAUUGUGGCACUGUCUGUAUUUUUUAUGACAACUAGUUUGAAAUACUGUGAUUUUAUGUCACAAAUCUUACUGAUUACAUGUAACUGUUUCACACAAGAGAAAUAAAAAAACCA
This is a messenger RNA of Scomber japonicus (chub mackerel), 2026 nucleotides long. It is a transcript of the gene nat8l2, whose product is annotated as N-acetyltransferase 8-like 2. The transcript has 2 exons. NCBI's taxonomy places the organism in Eukaryota, Metazoa, Chordata, Actinopteri, Scombriformes, Scombridae. The record is from RefSeq and is a predicted model, not a curated record. Gene Ontology annotation, molecular function: N-acetyltransferase activity. Bases 1026 to 1697 code for a protein of 223 amino acids.